This is a messenger RNA of Tribolium madens (black flour beetle), 969 nucleotides long. It is a transcript of the gene U2A, whose product is annotated as U2 small nuclear ribonucleoprotein A'. Gene Ontology annotation, cellular component: U2 snRNP. The record is from RefSeq and is a predicted model, not a curated record. Gene Ontology annotation, molecular function: U2 snRNA binding; protein binding. The transcript has 5 exons. The coding region runs from base 71 to 814 and encodes 247 amino acids. NCBI's taxonomy places the organism in Eukaryota, Metazoa, Arthropoda, Insecta, Coleoptera, Tenebrionidae. Gene Ontology annotation, biological process: mRNA splicing, via spliceosome.
GAUCAGUCAGUAAAAUUUCAUGCCGUGUGCGUUGUUUGUUUGAUUAUAAUUAUUCGAUAAAAACCUAAUUAUGGUUAAGCUAACAGCUGAGUUAAUUCAAAAUUCUAUGCAAUACAUAAAUCCGGUUAAAGAUCGCGAAUUGGAUUUACGAGGUUACCGCAUCCCCGAAGUGGAGAAUCUGGGGGCUACCGGCGAUCAAUUUGACACAAUUGACUUUUCCGACAACGAUGUACGCAAGCUUGAUGGUUUUCCGUACUUGAAACGAUUGAAAUGUUUGCUUUUUAACAAUAACCGCAUUGUACGCAUUGGGGAGCAUUUGGAGGAGUACAUUCCUAAUUUAGAGUCGCUGAUUUUGACUGGAAACCAUCUGGAAGAGUUGGGUGAUAUUGAGCCUUUAUGCACUUUGGAGAAACUCACUACACUUAGUCUUUUACAUAAUCCUAUCACUUCUAAACAGCAUUACAGACUGUACUUAAUUUAUAAGUUACCACAGUUAAGAUUGCUCGAUUUUCGUAAAGUCACUGCAAAGGAAAGAGAUGAGGCUAAAGCUUUGUUUAAGAGUAAAAAAGGGAAGGAGAUUAGGAAGGAAAUUGGAAAGAGGGCUAAAACAUUCAUUCCCGGAGGUACAGGUAACAAUAUUGCUAAAAGUAAAGGUCUUACUGAUGAAGAAAUUGCUAAAAUUAGAGAAGCUAUAAAUAAGGCCAGUUCUUUGGAAGAGGUUGAAAGGUUACAGAAAAUUUUGCAGUCUGGUCAAAUCCCAGGCCAAGAAGAAAUGAACGGAUACCAAAAUGGACAAAGCAUGGAAUAUGAAUAAAUUUUUUGAGGUAAUUUUCAGUCAGGUGUACAUUUAAUUAGUAUUUUUAUUUAUAAGUUCCGUUGAUAAGAAUAUUGUACUACACAAAAUACAAGGUUGAGAAGCGAGCUGAAUUAAUUUUUCAUUUUUUUCUAAUAAAACAAUACAUACAAAAA